AAAAGUUUCUCGCCACAUUAUCUCACUCACAUGAAGCCAAAUCCUCCUCCACCCUCACAUUAUUUAACAUACACACAUUAUUAAUAUUUUUUUCCUCAAACAAAAAUAAAAAUAAAAUAAAAUAACAGACAUGACCAUGUAUGUAUAAUCUAUAUAUACGUCCAAUAAAGACCACCUGUGUAUCUCUCUGUAUAUGAGAUUUUAUAACCUUAAAGCUAGCUAGAGAGAGAACUCGUCGUAACAUAUAAUUUUUUUACUAAGUCUCUCCACAAACAAACCAUGUCAUCAUCAUCAGCCACCGAUACUAACACUAAGCUGUCGUCGUCUUCUCUGUCGGCGGUGGAGUCUGUCACGUGCGACACGUGCGGUUUCGCUGAGGAGUGUACACCUGCUUACAUCCACCGUGUCAAAGAACGUCACAAGGGACACUGGCUUUGUGGGCUUUGCGCUGAGGCGGUCAAAGACGAGGUGGUUCGAUCUUCCACUCGUAUCUCCGUCGAGGAAGCUCUCCGUCGUCACACGACGUUUUGCCACCGUUUCCGUUCUUGGAGCCCCGACGAGGAGCAAGAUCCGAUCUCGGUCAUUGGUAGGAUCUUGCGUCGGAGCCUCGACGGUUCUCCUCAGAGAACAACCACGAGGACGAGCUCGAGCAGUGCUUUGCCUGGGAUCGAUGGUGUUGCGUCACGACGGUCGCUUCUCCGAUCUGGGAGUUGUUUCCCGUCUCUCUCUACGUGAUUGAUUAGUUUCGUAUUUUUUUGUCUUAAGAUUAUUUGUAUUUAAUUACAUUUUAGAAGGAGAGGAAAGGGUUGGAAUCCGAGGAUUUAAAAUUUCCUAUGACGUCAACCUUUCUUCAUAAGUGAGUUAAUAAAAAUGUUGUAAAAUAUGAGCAAAGCUCAUCAGUUUCGAAAAAAUAAAAAUUCAGUAUUAUGUUAGUUUA
Molecule: messenger RNA, 937 nt
Organism: Camelina sativa (false flax)
Lineage: Eukaryota; Viridiplantae; Streptophyta; Magnoliopsida; Brassicales; Brassicaceae
Source: RefSeq, a predicted model, not a curated record